AAAUAGAUCGGGAAUAAAGGGUUAAGAAGUGAUAAAAAGUGUAAAACAUAGAAGAAAAAGUUCAUAAAAUAUGGAAAGUGUAUUAACCCCACCGUCGCCGUUUAGAUUUGAUGGAAAUUCGUUAGACUUAGCUUCAAGUAGCUUGAGUGACAAUUGGGCGAAAUGGAAAAAUGGAUAUGAGAUUUACAGCAAGGCUUGUGAAAUAUACAAAAAGGAAAAGGAAGUACAGUUAAAUAUAUUGUUGCAUGUGGUAGGUGAACAGUGUCGCGAAAUUUUAAAACAAUCAACGAAAUGUAUUACGGCUGAAGAUGUUUUUAAAAAGUUGGAUGAACACUUUAGAAUAAAGAGAAAUGUAACUGUUGAGCGGCACAGAUUUUUCAAAAGAGACCAAAAAGAUCAUGAAACCAUAGACCAGUAUGUGUAUGAUUUAAGGAAACUGGCUCAAACCUGCGAGUUUGGAACACUUGAAGAGGACUUGAUAAAGGAUAGACUAGUGUGUGGUGUUAUCAGCCCAGCGAUCUGCGAGCGACUUCUUCGAGAAGACGACUUGAAUUUAAAGAAGGCAUUAGAAAUAUGUCGAGCUGCCAUAGUGUCUAAAGCAUACUCAGAAAGUAUAAAACGAGACAGUGAACCAACAUACGAGAUAACAAAAGAAAAUCAAGAAACAAGCAAUGAGAACAUCUGGGUCGUGCGUCGUGGCGCGGCGGCAUCGUCCCGAGGGCGUGGCGGGGCAUGGAGUGGGCGCGGGGCGCGCCGCGAGCGCUGGGCGCGGGCCCGGCCGCCACCAGCCGCCGGCGCCGCGCGUACGUCACAGCGGUCCGCCGCCACCACCGCCCCGCCCGCGGCAGCGUCCUGCAUGCAUUGUGGUGGGGUGCAUAGAAAAUACGAAUGUCCGGCCUAUGGAAAGAAGUGUUUACGAUGUCUAAAGAUGAAUCAUUUUGCGCGAGCGUGUCAGGUGUAUUAUGUGGAAGAAUCAGAUGAGCAGGACAGUGAGGCCGCCGAGUAG
Molecule: messenger RNA, 1006 nt
Organism: Pectinophora gossypiella (pink bollworm)
Lineage: Eukaryota; Metazoa; Arthropoda; Insecta; Lepidoptera; Gelechiidae
Exons: 2
Coding region: 71-1006 (311 amino acids)
Source: RefSeq, a predicted model, not a curated record